CAAAUAUCAUGCAUUGAAAAGAUUGGACAUUAAAAAAGAAGCAGCGCAGUUUACGACUCUGAUUUUUGACGUUAAAUUUACAUUAAGUUGUUUUUGGCUGUAGUCAGCUUGUAUUAUUACUAGAUAUUUAAUCACGAACAGGUCUCAAUGUAUAUUCAUCUGAUUACUUCUGCUUGAUAAAUCAAAUAUAAAAGACAGCUGGUUUCAUUUCCUUUUGUAUUCCCAGAUUACUGUGCUGAGUUAGUAGAUUUCCUGACAAAGGUUACACUCAUUGACUAUUAGAGGAUCCACUAUAUGCCGAAGAAACUCGGGACAUGUCCGAAAUCAUUGGAGGCUCGAGAAAGACGAGCCGAAAAGAAGCGAGAAGAGCGAGAAAUCACACUAAAAAAGGCUGAGGAUGAGUAUUGGAGAGAUGAUGACAAGCAUUUGAAUAGAAAACAACAACGGAAAGAAGAAAAAGACUCAAAGCGUCUGGAGCAAUUAGAGAGAAAAAAGGAGAAAGAAAGGCUAUAUAAUGAUGAAAUUGCUGGUUUUAAGUCAUCUAAAUCCACAGUGACUAAGGAGCAACCGUCAAAACUUACACAAGCGCAAAUUGCAGAAGCUCAAAAGAAACUGGAGGCCCAGCUAUUAGCUUUAAACCAAACUACUCAGAAACCUGAGCCUGCAGAAUUGACUCCUAACCCAAACCGAAUUGAGAAGGAUGGUUUGGAAGCUCGUACCGUUGAAGAAGCUAUUACCAUACUAAGUGUUAAUGGUGAAGGUGAUGGGGAUCGACAUCCAGAGAAACGCUUAAAAGCUGCUUAUCAGGCAUUUGAAGAGCGUAUGAUGCCUCAGCUAAAGGCUGAAAAUCCAAACAUGCGACACUCACAGCUUAAACAGUUAGUAUUUAAAAUGUUUCAGACAUCACCAGAAAACCCUAAAAACCAACAUAAUUCAUGUUACAAUUCCAAAUAAGUUGAUGUAUAAAACUGCAUUAUGUUUUUUUCUUUAAAGUAGUUAUUUCGAGUUUGAGACCACCACUUAAGAGUUAUUUCAAUAUGUCAAACCAGGAUUAUUUUGAGCUUUAUCUUGUACUUAAAUUAUUAUUGGGGCUGAUUAGUUUGUAUGUGUGUAUAUGUACAUUUAAGCUUGUGUAACUUAAAUUUACCAGUAUUUGGCUAUUUUUUGUAUUAUAAUUCGAGAAACCAAUGAGAAUAAGCACGUACGUCUUAGUGA
This is a messenger RNA of Schistosoma rodhaini, 1215 nucleotides long. Lineage: Eukaryota; Metazoa; Platyhelminthes; Trematoda; Strigeidida; Schistosomatidae. The record is from the annotation of a GenBank genome assembly.